Molecule: messenger RNA, 834 nt
Organism: Fonsecaea nubica
Lineage: Eukaryota; Fungi; Ascomycota; Eurotiomycetes; Chaetothyriales; Herpotrichiellaceae
Exons: 4
Coding region: 1-834 (277 amino acids)
Source: RefSeq, a predicted model, not a curated record
AUGGCCUCGUCAGGGGUAAGCAAGCUCUUCAACGCGCCGUCUGGUGCCGUGGCAGACGUACGCAUCAUAAACUGCACUUCAGGGAUCACUAGAUUGCCGGCAAGUUUCUUGUUACACCCACCUCUCCAAGGCAUGCAAUACAUGCCAGAUAUACCCACGCGGUCCUUUCUCAUCGAGAGCCCGACGACGGGCAAAAAGGCGCUCUUCGACCUGGGGGUACCACCCAACUUUCUCGAUUUCUCGCCCUUUAACCAGGACCAACUGAGAAACCCGGCGUGGGAGAUUCGCUCCGAGAAACACGUAGCGGACAUUCUCAAGGAGAACCAGAUUGAUCCUGCUUGGAUCAAUUCGAUUGUUUGGAGCCACCGGCAUUUCGAUCACAUCGGAGAUCCCUCCACCUUCCCUGGGUCGACAGAGCUUGUAGUUGGGCCCGGUUCUAAGCAGACAUUCUAUCCCGGGUAUCCGACAAUCAAAGAUUCUCCUUCACGUUGGGCUAAUCAUUGUCGGUUCCGCUUCGACAGAGGCCGCGAGACCAGGGAGAUCAACUUCGAUGACGGUCCUCCACUUCAGAUUGGGCAGUUCAAGGCAAUGGACUUUUUCGGCGAUGUCAGGACGAUCGUCAAGGCCCAAGAGGCCGACGCAGACGACAAGGUGUUGUUCAUCUACGCCCAUUCCAAGGCUGUAGAGCGGUACGCAGAACUCUUUCCCCUCAAAGCUAACCAAUGGAAACGGAAGGGAUGGAAGCGCAAGGUGCUUUGGGACUUUGUGAGAGAUUUCAAGGUCGCAGUUGAUGCGCAAAGCGGUGGAAGCGCGUUUAAUGCGGCAGGUGAAUAA